UUUUUUAGUCCUUUCACGAAGCUUAAAAUGUAUAAGAAACCUUCUGCAGAUACGCUGGUGGCUUCCAAAGGCAAUCUCAUUCCCAUGGAAUCCCGGGGCACAUUGAAUCCCAUUUACUCUAAAUCGACUAAAAAGAGGGAAAAAGUGGAACUGAAAAAAAAAGUUACUUUGUUACAAGGCAUUUCACUAAUAAUUGGUACUAUUAUUGGAGCUGGAAUCUUCAUUGCUCCCAAAGGAAUUCUACAAAAUACAGGGAGUGUAGGAAUGUCUCUUAUUGUGUGGACAGCCUGUGGAAUUCUUUCACUGCUCGGUGCUCUGUGUUAUGCUGAACUUGGAACAUGUAUUAAAAAGUCUGGCGGGCACUAUACAUAUAUAUUGGAAGCCUUUGGCCCAUUACCUGCAUUUGUUAGAGUAUGGGUAGAAUUGCUGGUCAUACGACCAGCUGCCACAGCAGUGAUAUCACUAGCAUUUGGACGUUAUAUCCUGGAGCCUUUCUUUGUACAAUGUGAGAUUCCAGACCUUGCUAUCAAAUUAGUUACUGCUGUGGGCAUAACUGUAGUAAUGGUCUUGAACAGCACAAGUGUCAGCUGGAGUGCACGGAUCCAGAUUUUCUUGACCUUUUGUAAGCUAAUAGCAAUUCUUAUAAUCAUAGUCCCUGGAGUUAUGCAGUUAAUUAAAGGAGAGACACAGAACUUCAAAGAUGCCUUUAUUGGAAAAGAUGUCAGUGUUAUGGGGUUACCUCUGGCAUUUUAUUCUGGAAUGUAUGCAUAUGCUGGCUGGUUUUACCUCAAUUUUGUUACUGAAGAAGUUGAAAACCCUGAAAAAAACAUACCGCUUGCCAUUUGUAUUUCAAUGGCUAUUGUGACCGUUGGAUAUGUAUUAACAAAUGUGGCUUACUACACAACUAUUACUGCAGAAGAACUGAUCCUCUCAAAUGCCGUUGCUGUUACAUACGCAGAACGUCUCUUGGGUAAUUUCUCCCUUGCAGUUCCCAUCUUUGUUGCGUUAUCUUGCUUUGGAUCCAUGAAUGGGGGUAUUUUUGCUGUCUCAAGGAUGUUCUAUGUUGCAUCCCGAGAGGGUCACCUUCCAGAAAUUCUAUCUAUGAUUCACGUACACAAACAUACUCCUUUGCCAGCUGUCAUUGUUUUGCAUCCACUGACAAUGGUGAUGCUAUUCACUGGGGAUAUCUACAGCCUUCUGAAUUUCCUCAGUUUCGCUAGGUGGCUUUUCAUUGGCCUGGCUGUGGUUGGUCUCAUUUAUCUCAGAUACAAACGACCUGAAAUGCAUCGUCCUUUCAAGGUCCCGAUAUUUAUACCUGCACUGUUUUCUUUCACAUGUCUGUUCAUGGUGGCAUUGUCACUUUACUCAGACCCCAUCAAUACAGGAAUUGGUUUUGCCAUCACGCUAACUGGAGUACCUGCAUACUACCUCUUUAUUGUGUGGGAUAAGAAACCAAAAUGGUUCAGAACAAUAUCAGAGCAAACAACUAGAAUAUUGCAAAUGCUUCUGGAAGUUGUACCAGCUGAACAGGACAGUUCUUGAGAGGUCAAUAAGCUGGAACAUAUGAAGUGCAAUCCUCUUAGUUCUUGAAGAGAUUCCAAAAGUUUAAACUAUUCUCUAAAUAUUUAAGUAAUUCCCAGUCAUUGCACUUAGAACUGAUACGAUGUGCAGAUAUUUAUGAAGUGAAUAAUCCAGAUUUCUGAACACUUCAUAAGCAUAAUAGAUGCGCUGCUUUAAUUGUUUCAAAGCACUAACAAAUUCAAUGAAUGCAAAUUGCACAGCACACCUCAGUUUAGUCCCUCUUGUAUAGAGAAGUAGCAGUAACUAAUAACAUCUGCAUUGUUGUAAUUCUGCACUUUAUUCUCUUACUGUCUUGAGGUUUGUAAACUGCUUUUAUAUUUCUUAUAGCUGGGAAUUUAUUUUUCCAAGAUAUAAAAUGAGCAUCUAAUUGUGUUGUGUAUUCUUACAAAUCACAGCUCUUUUAGUUCAUGUUCAAACGGUCUCUAGUCCUGGCAAGAAUGGCUCAGCCUGUCAUCCAUUUUUUUUAAAAAUGUUUUUAAAUGAGCUGGAGAAAAGUAACACAUUUUUAUUGGUUGCACAUUUGGUUAUGUUCAUAAUGGUGUGCUAAGCAUCGUAAACCCCUAUGGGAGAGAAACACGAUAUGUAAAUAGAAUAUUGUUGUAGUUAUUACUACAGUAUUGCCAGUGUCGUUUCCAGCUCAAAUUACUACCAGUGGAAUUUUAACCUACACAUUUACUUAAUGUUAGACUGUAGUAAAUAUAUAAUAUUGUAAUCAUGGAACCAUUGUAAAUCUAUUUAUUUUACGUUAAUUGUUCACAUUGAUAUAUAUUUGUAAUUUUGUAAGUGUCUGAGUAAAAAAAAAAAAACAACUAUUGUUAUGCGAAAUUUGGGUUCACCACAAUGAGGUGAUUUACUGCAAGGAAUACAAUCACCCAAAUAUGCCAAUGCAAAGGGGCCCAGUGUCACCUUGUAUGAGUGCCCAGAUAACCCCUAGUAGUAAAAUACCACAAAUUAUAAAAUAUAAUGACUCUAGUUCGUCUAUUUUAAUAAAUAUUUCUUCAGAAAAAAACAGCAACAUAGAAAUAAAUUGCACAAUGACCAUAGCAACAAACUCACUCUCUACAACUAAGUACAUAAAACACAAAGUACAUGCAAAUAAAAUCACAUAAUCUACGCCAAGACCUUUCCAUGAUGACAUACAGGAAGAGAAAGAAAAGAUGAAGUGUGCAGGUAUAAAUAACUCAUGCCUUGUGACCUCACUAGAGGUGUUGACUGAGUUUAGCUCAUUGAGAGUAGUAUUAAACUAAUUAAUAUUAAGUAAGAGGACACAUAUCCUUUGUCAUAACAUUUGGGUGACAGGAUGUCACCACAAACUGGAUGAAUCAUAUGAGUUAAUGCUCUAAUAUUUAUUGGUCACAAUUUCUGAAUGUGGCAAAAAAUAAUUUAGAGAACUGAAAAUAUAUACUGAUAAGCAAAUAUUUUUAAAUACAUCAAAUUUUUUUCCUCUCUCAAUAGGCCUCAUUUGUUCAGUGCUAGAUAAAAAGAUAACAGAGCAUACUGUGACAAAUAAAAAUGGACCAUGUAAAGUAGAUUUUAAGCGUCAGUGAUAAGGUUACAAUUUAAAGGUAGUAUUUAUGAUUAAAUAUAUGUGAGAAGAAGAUACCAAAAUUGAAUGUAUAUAAUGCAUCAUUUAAUCACUUUGAUUUCUACAAUACGCCAGAUGUGUCUAAUUUUACAGAUAUGUCAUGCUACAUGUCGAAUGACACUAUUCUUCCUUCGAAACAGAUGUGCAAACUGUUGCAGAAUAUAAAUAUAAGGUAUUUCCUUUUUUCUGUUGUAAAUGCAGAAUCCUCAGAAAUUGAGUUCAAAGGGCUGCCACCUUUCACUGAACAGAAUUGUGUUUGCCUGACUUUGAGCACAAAGCUGCUUUUUUCCAGUGCACUUUGACCAAGAUUUAGAAAUUGAUACAUGUCAAAAAGGAUUUUUGAAAAGCUCCCACUAAGAAAAAAGAUGUCUCGUUAAAUGACCUAUUGUUGGAUCAGUUUGAAUUAAACAAAUCA
Messenger RNA from Pelobates fuscus (common spadefoot toad), 3581 nucleotides. It is a transcript of the gene SLC7A11, whose product is annotated as solute carrier family 7 member 11. Bases 28 to 1542 code for a protein of 504 amino acids. Gene Ontology annotation, biological process: amino acid transmembrane transport. The record is from RefSeq and is a predicted model, not a curated record. Gene Ontology annotation, cellular component: membrane. The transcript has 12 exons. Gene Ontology annotation, molecular function: L-amino acid transmembrane transporter activity. Lineage: Eukaryota; Metazoa; Chordata; Amphibia; Anura; Pelobatidae.